AUGAGGAGCAAGCAUACCAACCUUCACCUCAUUGUUCCAAUUCUUUUCUUAUUUCAUUCCUGUUCAUGGGUUUCCUUGGCACUGGCACAAAACGAAACCAUUAUCCCAGUGCAUGUGGGGGUUAUUCUUGAUGACCUUGAAUAUUCAUUCACAAAGGAUAUUUGGUUGAGUUGCAUCAAUAUGUCUGUCUUAGACUUCUAUGCUACUCAUCCUCACUACAGCACAAGGAUUGUUUUGAAAACGAUUGUUUUGAAAACAAGGCAUAGCAAAGAAAAUGUUGUCAGUGCAGUCGCUGCAGCUCUUGACUUGAUAAAGAAAGAACAAGUGAGAGCCAUCAUCGGGCCAGUGACAUCCAUGCAAACAAGCUUUGUUAUCAGUCUUGGAAAUGAAGCACAUGUUCCUAUUAUAUCUUUUUCUGCAACAAGCCCUUCUCUUACUUCUCUCCGGAUCCCAUAUUUCUUUCAAUUUGCACAAACUGAUUCUGCCCAAGUGCAAGCCAUUGGUGAAAUUGUUAAAGCCUUCAGAUGGAGACAAGUUGUGCUUAUCUAUACAGACGUCAAGUAUGGGGAAGGAACCAUACCGUGCUUAACUGACGCCUUGCAUGAAGUAAAUGCUCAUGUGUCAUACCGCAGUGUCCUUCCCUCAUCAGCCACCGAUGGCCAAAUCGAUCAACAACUUUCCAAGUUGAUUACAAUGGAAGCCAGAGUCUUCAUCGUCCACAUGACAACUGAUCUAUCCUCUAGAUUAUUUGUCAAGGCAAAAGAGAAAGGGAUGAUGAGUGAAGGGUAUGCAUGGCUCACUACUAAUGAGAUACUUAAUAGACUACAGUCCCAAAGUUCUACCGUCAUUGAUUCCAUGCAAGGUGUAUUGGGUGUGCAACAUUUUGUCCCACCAACACAAGAUCUUGAAGAUUUCAAGAUACGGUUGAAACAGCAAUUUCAUACAGACAGUCCAGCCGUUGGUGAUGAAUUGGAUGUUUUCGGACUUUGGGCUUAUGAUGCUGUUUUUGCAGUGGCCAUGGCAAUUGAACAAGUAAUUGGUCCUCCAAAUACCUUUCCUGUCCAAGAGCCAAAUGCUGCUUUCAACAGCUCCACCGAUCUUGGAGGUUUACCGGUCUCUCCAUAUGGACCGAAACUUCUCGCCGCUCUGUCGACUGCUGCAUUUGAAGGCAUAGCUGGACCUUUCACAGUUGUUGGUAGGAAGCGUAACUCUUCUAAUUUCCGGAUAGUCAAUGUGAAUGGUGGUGCAGCAAGAACAGUUGGCUUUUGGACAGUGAAAAAGGGCCUUGUGAAAACAUUGAAUCCAUCACCAGGCUCGAGUGAAGUUUCAAAUUCCAAAUUUGACUUUGGACAUAUUAGGUGGCCGGGAGAUUCUCACUCUGCUCCCAAAGGGUGGGAGAUCCCAACCAAAAGGAAAACACUGAGAAUUGGAGUACCUGUCAAGGAAGAUUUUACUGAGUUUGUUAAAGUAACUAAAGAUCCAAGCACCAACACUACAAAUGUGACUGGCUUCAGUAUUGAUGUCUUUAAGGCUGCAGUGGAACUAUUACCAUAUGAUCUUCCUUAUGAGUUCAUUCCUUUUGCAAAGUCUGAUGGCACCAGCGCUGGCACUAACAAACAGUUGUGCUAUGAAGUAUAUCUUGGGAAUUUUGAUGCUGCGGUGGGAGAUACAAUUAUUAGACCAGACAGGUCAUUAUAUGUGGACUUUACAAUGCCAUACUCAGAAUCUGGUGUAGCAAUGGCCGUGCCAGUCAUCAACUUGAAGAGCAAACAUGUGCUGGCUUUCUUGAAGCCUUGGACACUGGACCUGUGGCUAACGAUUUGUUUUUUCGUCAUCUAUAUUGGUUUUGUGGUUUGGGUUCUUGAGCAUCGAAUUAAUAAAGAUUUCCGCGGCCCUCUCUUACAUCAAGUCGGCACCAGUUUAUGGUUCUCAUGCUCAACCGUGGUGUUUGCACAUAGGGAGAGAGUUAUUAGCAAUUUGGCUAGAUUCGUUAUGAUUAUCUGGUUGUUUGUUGUGCUUAUAUUGACAAUAAAUUACACGGCCAGUUUAUCGUCACUGUAUACAGUAGAACAACUCCAGCCAACAGUUACUGACUUAGAGGUUCUAUUAAGUAGAAGGGAAAACAUAGGCUACAUAGAGAAUUCUUUUGCUUACGAUCUCUUGAAAGAAAUAGGUUUUAAAAAUUCGAUGCUGAAGAAAUUUGGAACAAUGAAAGAAAUUGAUGAAGCUCUUUCGAAAGGAACUGACAAUGGUGGAAUUGCUGCUUAUGUUCACGGAACCCUCAAGAUUAAGCUUUUUGUUGCCAAAUAUUGUUCUAAGUAUUCUAUGAUUGCACCGAUCUUUAACACUGGUGGAUUUGCCUUUGCGUUUCCUAAACAUUCCUCACUUGCAGCCGAUAUUUCACAGGCAAUCCUAAACAUGACCGGAGGAGAUGAGAUAUUGAAACUUGAAAAAAAAUGGAUCGGGAAAGAAUCUAGUUGUCAAGACUCGAAUGAUGCGACCAUUCCCAGACACAGUCGUGGGCUUGGUAGCUUUUGGGUUCUGUUCCUCAUUGCUGGUUUGACUUCAGUACUUGCAGUAAGCGUGUAUAUAGCUUCCUUCAUUUAUAGGCACAGGUACGUGCUGGUGCAACCAGGUGAUGCAGAACGCUCAACAUGGAGAACCAUCCAAGCUCUAAUCAAAAUUUUCAAUGAAAAAGACCUCGACUCUCACACUUUCAGAAGGAGUAAUCGACAGGGAGAUGCAGUGAUGGUCAUGGACUCACCCAACAACUUCCCAGCAGCUUUAGUUCACCACAUUUCGGAUUACACUGAUCAAUUGAACGCUUCAUUUAUUGGAGAGCAACAAACAAGCACAAUCGCUGAAGCGCCUUCAGACGUACCACUUCCUUCAGAUACUGAGGUUGUGAUCAGAGUUGACGAAAUGCACAGAACUACUUCAAACACAGCUUCAGAAUGCAACUGAUCAGUGUCACAUACAUACAUUUCAUCAUUGUCCAAAAUAUGUGUAUGCAUAUGGACGAAAGAUCGUCAACUAAACUAGACCCACUUCUAUUCAUUUCCUUCUUGUAUCAGGGUAAUCAGCCACAUAUGUAAGUAUUUCCUCAACUAAUUAAUUGAAGUCCCAUAAUUCUUGUAUGUAUCCUGAUAGUUUAUGGACGAAAUUGUCCAGCAUUCCUUUAAAGUC
Messenger RNA from Argentina anserina (silverweed cinquefoil), 3186 nucleotides. Its product is annotated as glutamate receptor 2.2-like. NCBI's taxonomy places the organism in Eukaryota, Viridiplantae, Streptophyta, Magnoliopsida, Rosales, Rosaceae. Gene Ontology annotation, cellular component: plasma membrane. The record is from RefSeq and is a predicted model, not a curated record. Bases 1 to 2964 code for a protein of 987 amino acids. The transcript has 5 exons. Gene Ontology annotation, molecular function: ligand-gated monoatomic ion channel activity; signaling receptor activity.